AUGCUAACUGAGAACAAAGCGCCCACUUUUGGGACCACAACCGACGCCAGACUCGACUUCUUCUUCCACAUCACAGAAGACGCCAAAAGAGACCUAACUCUGGAUCUGUUGAAGAAGUCGUGGAAACAGCACCCGUUGGACACACUGAAGCUGAUCGCGUAUCUGAGGGACUGUCGCAAUGGGAAAGGCAUCCGAAAUCAGUACCAAAUGUGUCUGUCAUUUCUGUUUUCGCGCCACUUCAAGACACUGAUGGCUAAUAUGAAGGAAUUGGUGGCCUUUGGCUAUUGGAAGGAUCCGCUCGUUCUGCUGAUGGUUAUCCUCUUUGACUUCAUUCCCGACUAUUUGGCCAAAGAUGACGGUCGCAGACGAACCACUCCGCGGGAGCCGAAGAACUCGUUUCCCAAAUACGAUAGACUCGUCUUAAGGGGUCUCCGAAAAGAUAAACUUAAGCGCAGGAAAGAGAUGCAAAGGAAGGCUAAGGAGGCGCUGAAGGGUGGCUCAGGGGGUGAGACAACUGAGUCAUCAGAUGUGGAGAUGUUGGACACAGAGAAUGAAGAGGUCGUGCAAACGGUUCCCACCAGAAGUCAGGCGUUGAUACAAAAGCGAAGAGAUUUCGCGCGAAAGCGCUUUGAAUGCGACCACAAAUUCCGCGCUCUUUUUGAUGAAGUUGUGGAUCUGUUCGCCAAUCAAUUGGUGUCCGAUUUGGAGGCAAUGGCUAGAGAUGUGAAAUCGAUAUCACUGGCGGGGAAAUGGGCGCCCACUAACGGACACCACUUCGAUAAGUAUCUCUCUAUAAGUCAAUCGAUUGCCACAGAGUUGUGGCGGAGGAUGAAAAAGGAUGAGCCGAUUGGCGACACGAAACUCGUGUCCGACUUCUAUCAGAAGGAAGUCUGCGCUCCUCUUCGCAAAUAUCUGAAGAUUCCUGAGGUGUAUAUGGCGUCCAACAAGUGGUCAGACAUUUGGUACAAUCGCGUUGCGUCCAAAUGUAUGCAAAAGAAUAAGUCUUUGUUUAUAAAACACGAUAAACCGAGGUUUGAAGAGUACUUGAACUCCAAGACUACCAUUUCUGGCGCUGUCCUAAAGCCCGUGGAAAUGGUGCACAAUGCGUAUCAGUAUUCUGUGGUCACUCUCGGGGAGCUCGAAGACCCUAAUUUUAAACUCGAGAUGGAAGUGCUGGAGAAACAAUGGCUCUCACUCUGUGAGGACAUUAAGAAAAAGGGCGGAGGUCUGUUUGAUAAUGCGAUCGCUGUGUGCGAUGUGAGCGGAUCCAUGAACGGGACGCCUAUGGAUGCGGCCAUUGGUCUCACUAUUCUAGUCAUGUAUUUAUCGCGAGAGCCGUGGAAUUCAAUGUGCAUUACUUUCCACGAGAGCCCAUCCAUCCAUGUGGUGGACCCUAAACUGACUUUCAUAGAGAAACUGCGAUCCCUUCAGAACAUGAGUUGGGGCGGAACUACUAAUUUAAAUCUAGUCUUUGAUUUGAUUCUGAAUAAAGCAGUGGAACAGCGCCUGACGAACGAUCAGUUGCCUAAAGUGCUGAUUGUGUUCACGGAUAUGGAGUUUAGCACUGCUUUUCAUGGCGCAGAUCUCACUAACUUCGAGGCCGCUAAACAGCGGUUUGAGAGGAAAGGCUAUAAGUUGCCGCCAAUUGUCUUCUGGAAUCUGAGAGCUUCGCCCUCAACGCCCGUCCAAACCAAUGAAUUGGGAGCCGCACUGCUCUCGGGUUACUCCGGACAACAGCUGCAACUACUCCUCAAAACGACUGACAUGGAGAAGAUAACCCCCUUUUCGAUGAUGCGAUCGGCUAUCGAUAACAAGCGCUAUAAUGGCCUUAAAAUUGUUGAUUAAACUAUGAAUUAAGUGAUAAUACAAUUUAAUUAACCUUUAAUAAUAUGAUAUUAAUUUGUUAUAAAUUUCAAUUAAUCAUGUAAUUAACACACGCACACAAAGUUAUAAAAUUAUAUUUUUAUAUUUUCUAUUGAAUUGUUUAAAUUAAUAUAAUGAG
Molecule: messenger RNA, 2002 nt
Organism: Oppiella nova
Lineage: Eukaryota; Metazoa; Arthropoda; Arachnida; Sarcoptiformes; Oppiidae
Source: the annotation of a GenBank genome assembly